This is a messenger RNA of Candoia aspera, 5855 nucleotides long. It is a transcript of the gene MTSS1, whose product is annotated as MTSS I-BAR domain containing 1. The coding region runs from base 871 to 3252 and encodes 793 amino acids. The transcript has 16 exons. Gene Ontology annotation, cellular component: actin cytoskeleton; cytoplasmic side of plasma membrane. NCBI's taxonomy places the organism in Eukaryota, Metazoa, Chordata, Lepidosauria, Squamata, Candoiidae. The record is from RefSeq and is a predicted model, not a curated record. Gene Ontology annotation, molecular function: actin binding; phospholipid binding. Gene Ontology annotation, biological process: positive regulation of actin filament bundle assembly; adherens junction maintenance; plasma membrane organization.
GUUAGCUGUGGAAUCAUUACGCCGGAAGGCUUUGCUGCGGGGGUGGGUUUCCUUUGUAUUUUGAUUCCCUCCCUUUUGGGAGGAAGGAAUGGGCAUUUAUCUGGUAGAAAAAAAAAGAGAUCUGGUGUAUGUGAAUAAAAGCACCGGUGAUAAUCUUCCUUUCCGCCAGGUCGCCUUGAUGCAUUCAGCGCAAUUGCUUUUUUAAUAGAGCUUCUGGUUUGUUUGUUUUUUAAAUUGGCGACGUGGUCUUAGCCUUUUCCUGGAACGCGUAUUCUUUCUUUUCCCUCCUGCAGAUUUGGUAGCUCUCCUCUCCCCCUCCCCCUUUUUGGCAAAAUCGGAUCUGCAGCUGCUCAAUGAAUAGCGGCUUGCGAGGGAGGGGGGCUGCUGUGGGCGGCAGAAGAGCGGCUGGUGCAUCCGAGACGUUGUUCACCCGCUCGCCGCCUUCCCGGGGAGCGCCAGAUUAGAUGGGAGUUCCUGGCGAGCGGGCAUGAGCCGGAAUGGCAGAUCGCGGGGUUGGUCACUGCCCUUGUGAGUGGGGGUUGGCAGCAUCGUAAUUUAUUCUCCCCACCCCCAUCCGUGGGAUUUUCCUCGGGGUUGCUAGGAGCUGCGCUUAAACUCUGAAUUCGCGGUCUCGCCGGCUGCAGGGGAAGAGGGAGUCGGCGCGAGCCAGCCUGAAUUCGGAGCGUGCCCUCGCGCAACGGGAGCCGACCUCGGGAUUUUCCCCCUGCCCGGUUUAAACGAUUUUUUUUUUUUAAAUUCUGCCUCCCGCGUGGUGGGGAUCCAGAGGCGAGGCUCUGAUUGUGGGGGCGGAGGAGGAGGAGAUCACCCCCCUCGUUGCUUUGGGGUCCUUUGCAGCUGGGGGGAAGAAACAUGGAGGCGGUGAUCGAGAAGGAAUGCAGCGCCCUCGGAGGGCUCUUCCAGACCACCAUCAGUGACAUGAAGGGAAGUUACCCAAUUUGGGAAGAUUUCAUAAAUAAAGCAGGGAAACUCCAGUCCCAGCUUAGGACGACGGUCGUAGCAGCAGCUGCCUUCUUGGAUGCCUUUCAGAAAGUAGCAGACAUGGCAACCAAUACGCGUGGUGCUACCAGAGAAAUAGGCUCUGCUUUAACCAGAAUGUGCAUGAGGCAUCGAAGCAUUGAAUCCAAGCUCAGGCAGUUUUCAAGUGCUUUAAUUGACUGUCUGAUAAACCCACUUCAAGAGCAGAUGGAAGAAUGGAAGAAAGUGGCCAAUCAGCUGGAUAAAGACCAUGCAAAAGAAUACAAAAAAGCUCGCCAGGAAAUAAAAAAGAAAUCCUCAGAUACACUGAAGCUUCAGAAGAAAGCAAAGAAAGCAGAGGCACUGGGUAGAGGAGACAUCCAGCCUCAGCUGGACAGUGCAUUGCAGGAUGUGAACGAUAAGUACCUUCUUCUUGAAGAAACGGAGAAACAGGCUGUUAGAAAAGCGCUGAUCGAAGAGCGCGGCCGAUUCUGUUCAUUUAUUUCUAUGCUGCGUCCUGUGAUUGAAGAAGAAAUAUCAAUGUUGGGAGAAAUAACUCAUCUGCAGACCAUAUCAGAAGAUCUGAAAAGCCUCACUAUGGACCCACACAAGCUGCCAUCAUCCAGUGAACAGGUAAUUCUUGAUCUGAAAGGUUCCGAUUAUGGCUGGUCCUAUCAGACACCACCUUCUUCUCCCAGUACCACCAUGUCCAGAAAAUCCAGUGUCUGCAGCAGUCUGAACAGUGUAAACAGUAGUGAUUCCCGGUCAAGUGGCUCGCAUUCUCACUCACCCAGUUCACACUAUCGCUACCGCAGCUCCAAUCUGCCUCAGCAGGCACCAAUGAGGCUCUCCAGUGUGUCCUCGCACGACUCUGGAUUCAUGUCCCAGGAUGCUUUUCAGUCCAAGUCACCGUCCCCAAUGCCGCCUGAAGCCCCCAACCAGCAGAAUUCGUCCAGCUCAGCCUCUUCUGAAGCCUCUGAAACCUGCCAGUCAGUGAGUGAGUGCAGCUCUCCCACCUCUGUCAGUUCAGGCUCCACCAUGGCGGCUUGGGCCUCCACAGAAAAGUUGUCUAAUGGGUAUUAUCACUGUAGUUUACCAAGUGGCUCAUCUUUAGCCCCAGUUGGUGCAGGUUCUUUCCCUUAUAUUCCGUCUGUCUCUCACGCAUGGACCCGAGCAUCCUCUUCCACCCUCCUUCCAGACUACGUUCAUUAUUACUCCAUUGGGCCAGGCAUGUUACCAUCAUCUCAGAUUCCUAGCUGGAAGGAUUGGGCUAAGCCUGGUCCUUACGACCAGCCCAUGGUAAACACUUUGCAACGCCGCAAGGAAAAACGAGAAGCUGACCCUCCAGUGGGGGCUCAAAGUGGGCCGCCCCUCCCCACAGAAGACCCUCAGAGGCCCCGGAGCAUGACUGUAUCAGCUGCCUCAAAGCAAGGAGAGGAGAUGGAGGCGUGUGAAGAGCUGGCCCUUGCUCUAACUCGGGGGCUGCAACUGGACAUUCAGAGGAGCAGCAGGGAUUCCUUGCAAUGUUCCAGUGGCUACAGCACCCAGACAACCACCCCUUGCUGUUCUGAGGAUACUAUUCCUUCUCAAGUUUCAGAUUAUGACUACUUUUCUGUGAGUGGCGACCAAGACUCAGAGCAGCAAGAAUUUGACAAGUCUUCAACUAUUCCGAGGAACAGCGACAUCAGCCAGUCCUACCGUCGAAUGUUCCAUGCAAAGCGUCCUGCUUCCACUGCAGGCCUCCCGACCACCCUCGGUCCUGUGAUCGUUACACCGGGGGUGGCCACCAUCCGGCGGACCCCUUCUACCAAGCCGGCGGUCAGGCGCGGGACCAUAGGAGCGGGGCCAAUUCCCAUUAAGACCCCCGUGAUUCCUGUUAAGACUCCAUCUGUGCCAGACAUGCCAGGAGGGCUUCCAAGUUUCCCAGGCGGGGCAGAAGAAAGCUCCGAGCAGAGUCCCGAGGCUGGAAGUGGCAGCAACCCCAUGGUGUGCACAUCCUCCUCAUGGAGCGGGCAAGCGCCUGCCAGCCUUCCUCCCACCAGCCAGAAGCUGAGCAACGCAGAGGAUCAGAGACCGGCGGCUGCCGAAAGUGAGGGAGAGGAGAACGAACGGGAAGGGCUGAGCAUUGCUGCUCCCCCGUGCCAGCCCGUGCCUCAUUUGGGCGGGCAGAACCUGGCGGAGGCCCCGCAGGGCGAAGACAUGCUGAACGCUAUCCGCAGGGGCGUUAAGCUGAGGAAGACCACCACGAACGAUCGCUCGGCCCCCCGCAUUUCCUAGAUGCUGAAUCAGUGCCCGGGUUGAGGGAAGAGAGACGGAUCUAGCUGACAGAAUCAACCUAGUGUCUUGGUCCGUUCACCGUACAAUCAAGAUUUUCUGGGAAGUGCUGGGAGAGACAGCUGGCAAUGGUCUCCAAAAUGGAGGGAAGGGUUAGAAUUGGCCAACUGAAACUCUUAAAGGAACAUCUUCCUGACUAUUACAUUUUUUUGUAAGGGUGGCUGAUUAUUUUUUUUCCCCUGCACAUUUUUAAAACUCUUGAGUUCCUCUUUUAAUUUUUUUCCCCAAAGGUGCCAAAAUCCCAUUUAACUUUUUAAUAACUCUUUGCAAAAUGUAUUCAUUCGCAAAAGGACGGUUAUAAAAAAUGUCAAGUAGUUAAGUGUCAGCAAGAGUGGGGAUCCGGCAGUAAUGCAUUCUCCCUCUUGAAAGUUUUUGUAGAGCACCUUGUCUGUAAUAGUGGGGGUCCCAAAUCAGUGUUCGUUUUCUUGUACAAAGUUCACGGCAAGAACACAACUCCACUGAAGCACAGUGAACUAUUCUCCUGUUGCAAAGGCAGGGAACAGAAGCUGAUUGAAGCAAUAUAUAAUGGGAGAGAGAGAGAAUGACUAUAAUUGGUUAAUCUUUAGGGAUUAGGAAGGGAGGGGCUUAAUUUGUUGCACAAAUGUUGCCUAGCAGGUAGUUUCAUGGUAAACGCAUCCAAAUAAGCCAUAAUGAAUUACAGUGUUCAUUUGAGUAAGGUGUUUUAAAGACUUUCGGUACUGCCUGCUAGGAAUUUUUCCUAUGUUGGGCCCCAUGAAAUCUGAUUGGAGCCAUGGUAAGAUUUCUUGCCUCUGUAAACCGCGUGGUAAUGCUUUAAUUUCUGGUCAUCGUGAAACCUCUUUUAUCAGUUUGUACCAUCUUGCAACAGGCUUAAACUUUGCAUUCCUCUCUUCACUUUGUGUUCCUUAAAAGAAAUACGCAGAACACGACAUAAAGUAGAUGAUGUGAAGGCGGAAGGGUGUAUACGUUGUUUAAAAAAAAAAAAGAGCAAAAAAAAAAUAAUAAUAAUAAUAAAGAAAAACCAGGGAGUUCUUAGUUACAACUUUAUACCUUUUACUGGCUGCGCCCAGCAGGCUGGGUAGCCAAAUAAACAGGAAAAGCCCCCAGUACUUUUGACAAAAGAACUCAUAGAUGGAUGGGCAACCAACUGGGAACUCCAGUAAAACUGCAAAUGUUACUGUUAAGGGGACUGUUUUUUCUGAAAUGGCAGUUUGGGUUGGUUUUUCCUAAAUACAAGAUUUGGGGAUAGGGGAGGGAUGGGGACAUUAUUUGGGUUUUAUUUAUUGCAGUGGGAGGGGACAUUCACAACUAGUUUCCUUUUUUAUUAUUUUUUUCCCUGCAAUUAUUUGGGGGGAGCACUGUUGAUAAAUUUAUAAAUAAGAUUUUCUUUUCUUAACAUGAACAUUGCUGUGAUGUUUCCAUUUCACGGGGUCAGUAGAAACGUGCAUAACUCAGGCACCACUGGUGUUUUAAGUUCUGUGGUUUUUUUAAAAGCAUUCUGCAGUCUAACUGGAUACCGUCUGCCUUAUUUCUACAUGGGCAAUGCUAGCAGAGUUCUUGAUUACGGAGGGGUGCGUUUGUGGCUGCAGCGAUGCACCACUCGUUGUGGAAGGAGCUGGGUUGUGAGUGCGCACAAUCUACUCUGCCAUGGACACUCGGAGAUUCGUAUGGGCUGCCAUCUUGCCUACAUAACUUCUUAUGCUUUAAAUACAUAACUGCAUUGGAUGUGAGAUGUAUUGUAAACCUGUUAUAGUCACUGUGUUCUAUAUACAUUUACACAGCUGUGGUUGCUUAACACUUUUUCAUUAUGGCGUCAGAAGCGAAAAGAAAAAGGCAUGAUCCAAAACAAUAAGCUUUCCUUCCUACAAAAAAAUAAAUAAUAAAAAAAAUAGUGCCUGUCAAACUAGCCCACUUGUCCUGAAAAAAGAGCGGAUGCUUGUCUGCAAAUGAUGCUCCAAGAUUUCAUUUUUCUUACCUACCUGUAAUGGGGAAGAAAAAUGGACAAAAAGGGUGCAGGCUGACAAGGUGAUUUUUCUAAGCUUGAUUUUUUUUUUUAUGUGUUUCUGUUAAGGGCUCAGCAUGCCCUUGGGUAAUCCCCAUUGCUUUCAGUGAGGCUCAUACAGGAGAUAUUCCUGAAAAAUCACAUCUAAAACACAUUUAGAAAACUUUUUGGAUGCAGCUGUAUUUGAAAGCACAGCCUCGUUUCUUUAAACACCAGAAUUAAAUCUGUUAAAUAAUAAUAAAAAUUAAACUUUAAAAAAUUGCCAAAAUUCAAUGUUAACAGAUGGCAAACCACUUGAAAUAGUUCUGUUUUUGUUUUGUUUUGUUUUGGGGGGUUCCUUUGUGUUCCUUGCCUAUUGUAACAGCAGCGUCACAAUGUAAAAUGUUUCUAAUGGUAAGUUCUUGUGGUUUAGUUGCUAGUUUGUACCGAGAGUUGACCUCUCCCCCAUGCAGUGUUUUUGUUCCAAACUGCUAAAAAUAAAAAUAGCUGUUAACUGUGCUUCCCUUCUACCUUGUAAUGAAUGCUUCGAGCCUAUAUUACAAAUAAAGACCUGCUGAUGAUCCUG